AUCAAGUAGUCUAGUAAUCUUGAUUCACACUUCCUUUCGAAACCCUAACUCAUAAGCGCAGCAAACAUGGCAGCCCACAAAGUAACCCCAGUGCAGCACCCCUUCCAGAAUUUCACGCAAUCCCUGAAAUCAAAGACCAUUAAACCUCAGACAAUAAAAUGCAUACGUGCAGUCAGACCUUCCACCGUUAUCAUCAGCUCAAAGUUGCGUGUCGCCGUAAUAGGUGGAGGACCAGCAGGGUCCUCCGCCGCGGAAGCUCUGGCCUCCGGCGGCAUUGAGACAUACCUCUUCGAACGCAACCCUGAAGCAGCCAAGCCCUGCGGCGGCGCCAUCCCACUGUGCAUGCUGGACGAAUUCUCGAUCCCCUCUCACCUUAUUGACCGCAAAGUCACCCAAAUGAAGAUCAUCUCCCCCUCGAACCUUACAGUCGAUUUUGGGAAGACCCUCAAGCCCCAUGAGUUCAUCUCCAUGCUCCGCCGUGAAGUACUCGACAAUUUCCUCCGCCUUCGGGCCAAGGAACGUGGCGCCACCCUCAUCAAAGCCCUUGUGACAAAUAUAGAACUGCCCAUUUCAGAAAAAUCUCCCUACAUAAUCCACUACAUUUCCAACAAUACCCACAGCUCCCUCGCCGUGGACGUCAUUGUCGGUGCGGACGGCGCCAACAGCAAGGUGGCGAAGUCAAUAAAAGCCGGGCACUACACUUGCGCCAUUGCGUUUCAAGAAAGAAUCAAACUGCCAGAAGACAAAAUGAAAUACUACGAAAAUCUAGCGGAGAUGUACGUUGGAGACGACGUCUCACCUGAUUUCUACGCGUGGGUUUUCCCCAAAUGCGACCACGUGGCAGUUGGAACGGGCACAGUUUGCUCAAAACAAAACAUCAAACAGUUUCAAGGCGCAAUCAGAAACCGAGUCAAGCCCAAAAUCCACGGCGGAGAGAUCAUCAAAGUUGAAGCCCACCCAAUACCAGAGCACCCCCGACCCACCAGGGUACGAGGGCGGGUGGCUUUAGUCGGAGACGCCGCCGGCUACGUCACGAAAUGCUCCGGCGAAGGCAUAUACUUCGCGGCAAAAAGCGGCAGAAUGUGCGGAGAAGCAAUUGUUCGGGCGUCGGAAAACGGGGAGAAGACGAUCGGGGAAGCGGAUUUGAGGAGAGAGUAUCUGAGGAAGUGGGAUGAAGAGUACUUCUGCACGUUCAAAUUCUUGGACAUUCUGCAGAGGGUGUUCUAUGGGAGCAACGGUGGAAGGGAGGCCAGCUAUCUGUACAAGAAGUUGGCGAAGGGGAAUCCAUUGGAGGAUGUGAAAAUGGCGAUGGACACCAUGGGGAGCUUGAUUAGGUGUAACAUUGUGGGGAGGGAGAUGAUGGAUUCCUUUGAUAAAACAAUGACUUUGAGAAUGUAAUAUCAAAUUCAUUCUAUGAAUUCCAUCAACAAUUGAUUUUUAUCAUUUUAAUAGAAUUAUUUUUUUUCCUUCCUUAA
Messenger RNA from Sesamum indicum (sesame), 1475 nucleotides. NCBI's taxonomy places the organism in Eukaryota, Viridiplantae, Streptophyta, Magnoliopsida, Lamiales, Pedaliaceae. The record is from RefSeq and is a predicted model, not a curated record.